AGGCUGUCCUGCAGCCCCACGAGGACUAAGUUUGACCGAACAAAAAUUGGUAGCCAGUGAGCGAAUCAGCGACACGAGACCGUCAAAUGAGAGACAUGAAUUUUGCCAAACGAUUGAGAGAUCGUGAGGGGAUUCAAUCGCAGAUCUCGUUCUGGACAGGUUGUUGUGGGGGGUGGUGGGUCGAACCGAGGAAAACGCGUGGGAACUGGGAGAAAACCAAAGGAGCGUGGUCAAUUGGAACGACAGGAAGGGUGGCAGAAGGAAGUCGACGAGAGAGGAGAAAUGGCCGACCGCGAGAGGAAUGGAAAGGACCGGACGAAGACGCGAGGAAAAGAAAGACGAAGCACCAGAGAGCAGAUCCAAAAAAAGAAAAGACGGGACCAGCCUGAGGGCGCAGGCACCAACACGGGGGCGAUGUUUCACCCUACGCCUCUUGCCUCUCGUCUCAUUCUUUCACCCAUUCUUUCGGUUCCUGGGAGACCGCAAUUCGUCGAUCCGUUCCUGCAGGCAUUCCUUCCAAAGGCCGGUGGAAAUUGAUUCAUUGCCCAGCUCCUUAUUACCCGGCCCUAUGACCAGUCUCCGGAGGGCAUCUAUCACAUCCUCUGUGACCGACCAAGACAGCCUUACGGCUCCGACGUGUGUGCGCGGAUCGAUCUCGAUCCAUUUCGCCCUGCAAGUCGCCUAUUCGCCAAGCGCAAACGGUCUAGCCCCCACUUAUUCAGGCGGAAGUCAAGUCUUGUCUGUCUUUGGUUCGGUCUGAGAGCCAGUAGUAGUGGAAAUUGAGAGAGACCCGGUCUGGCUCUGGUUCAGGGGGUCGUUCGUGGCGAACACUGUCAGCGCGUUUGACGGAUUUGAGUGGUUCUCGAUUCCGCCGGUCCUGCGUCGUGGAUGGUGAUUGGAA
Messenger RNA from Aspergillus steynii IBT 23096, 901 nucleotides. RefSeq lists its product as uncharacterized. The transcript has a single exon. The coding region runs from base 302 to 760 and encodes 152 amino acids. The record is from RefSeq and is a predicted model, not a curated record. Lineage: Eukaryota; Fungi; Ascomycota; Eurotiomycetes; Eurotiales; Aspergillaceae.